This is a messenger RNA of Suricata suricatta (meerkat), 3219 nucleotides long. It is a transcript of the gene IREB2, whose product is annotated as iron responsive element binding protein 2. Gene Ontology annotation, molecular function: aconitate hydratase activity; 4 iron, 4 sulfur cluster binding; iron-responsive element binding. Gene Ontology annotation, biological process: tricarboxylic acid cycle; citrate metabolic process. Lineage: Eukaryota; Metazoa; Chordata; Mammalia; Carnivora; Herpestidae. The record is from RefSeq and is a predicted model, not a curated record. Gene Ontology annotation, cellular component: cytosol; mitochondrion. The transcript has 22 exons. Bases 63 to 2957 code for a protein of 964 amino acids.
CCCGGCCUCCCCCGCCUUCCCCCGCCGGCCCCCUCCCCGCAGGGAUACUAUGGUCUCCGGAGAUGGACGCCCCAGCUGCAGGAUGCGCCUUUGAGUACCUUAUUGAAACGUUAAAUGACAGCUCACGGAAGAAGUUCUUCAAUGUACCUAGACUUGGAGGCACCAAGUAUGAUGUCCUGCCUUACUCCAUACGGGUCCUGUUGGAAGCUGCCGUGCGGAACUGUGACGGCUUUCUCAUGAAAGAGCAGGAUGUUAUGAACAUCUUAGACUGGAAAGCCAGGCAGCGCCAUGUUGAAGUGCCCUUUGUCCCAGCCCGUGUUCUUCUGCAAGAUUUUACUGGAAUACCGGCCAUGGUGGAUUUUGCUGCUAUGAGGGAGGCAGUGAAAACUCUCGGAGGCGACCCUAAGAAAGUCCACCCUGCCCGUCCGACAGAUCUCACAGUUGACCAUUCUUUGCAGAUCGACUUCAGUAAAUGUGCAAUACAGAAUGCUCCAAAUCCUGGAGGCGGGGAGCCGCCGAAGGCAGGAAAGCUCUCUCCACUCAAAGCGCAGCCUAAGAAGGUUCCCUGCAGAGGCCAGACCGCCUGCCGAGGGCCGUGUGGCUCAGGAGAGCCGGGCCGAAGCUCCGGAAAAUUCUCUUCGCAGAUUGAGAACACACCCAUCCUAUGUCCUUUUCAUUUGCAACCAGUGCCUGAACCUGAAACAGUGUUAAAAAACCAGGAAAUAGAAUUUGGCCGAAAUCGAGAGAGGCUUCAGUUUUUCAAGUGGAGCUCGAGAGUGUUUAGGAAUGUGGCCGUCGUGCCCCCCGGAGCCGGGGCGGCUCAUCAGGUGAACCUGGAGCGCCUGUCCCGCGUGGUCUUCGAAGAAGACGGCCUCCUCUUCCCGGACAGCGUCGUGGGCACAGACUCCCACAUCACCAUGGCGAACGGCCUGGGCGUUCUGGCGUGGGGGGUCGGCGGCAUCGAGACAGAAGCGGUCAUGCUUGGCCUGCCCGUCUCCCUUACGUUACCGGAGGUGGUCGGAUGUGAGCUCAUUGGCUCAUCAAACCCCUUUGUCACGUCCAUAGAUGUUGUUCUUGGCAUCACAAAGCACCUCAGGCAAGUAGGAGUGGCUGGCAAGUUUGUGGAGUUUUUUGGAAGUGGAGUUUCGCAGUUAUCUAUAGUGGAUCGGACUACAAUAGCAAACAUGUGUCCAGAGUACGGUGCUACCCUCAGCUUCUUCCCUGUUGACAAUGUGACGUUAAAACAUUUAGAGCAUACAGGUUUUGACAAAGCCAAACUUGAGUCAAUGGAAACAUACCUUAAAGCUGUGAAGUUGUUUCGAAAUGACCAGAAGAACUCGGGAGAGCCUGAGUACUCCCAGGUGAUCCAGAUUAAUCUGAGUUCCAUAGUGCCGUCCGUCAGCGGUCCAAAGAGACCUCAGGACAGAGUUGCCGUGGCGGAUAUGAAGCGUGACUUCCAGGCUUGCUUGAACGAGAAGGUUGGAUUUAAAGGCUUCCAGAUCGCAGCAGAGAAGCAGAGCGAUGCCGUGUGCCUUCAGUAUGAAGGGGGCGAGUACCGGCUGUGCCACGGGUCUGUGGUCAUCGCCGCGGUCAUCAGCUGCACCAAUAACUGCAACCCGUCUGUCAUGCUCACUGCAGGUCUUCUGGCUAAGAAGGCCGUGGACGCCGGCCUGCGCGUGAACCCGUACAUCAGAACGAGCUUGUCUCCGGGCAGCGGGAUGGCCACGCACUACCUCAGCGCGAGCGGGGUGCUGCCGUACCUGAGUCAGCUUGGAUUUGAAAUAGUUGGCUAUGGAUGUUCAACGUGUGUGGGGAAUACAGCGCCCUUAUCGGAAGCAGUUUUAAAUGCAAUAAAGCAGGGUGAUCUGGUCACUUGUGGAGUUCUAUCCGGAAACAGGCACUUCGAGGGCCAGCUUUGUGACUGCGUGCGGGCCAAUUACCUCGCCUCGCCGCCCCUGGUCGUGGCGUACGCCAUCGCCGGCACAGUGAACAUAGACUUCCAGACGGAGCCCUUAGGGACGGACCCUGCCGGCAGGCACGUUUAUCUGCAGGACAUUUGGCCCAGUCAAGAGGAGGUUCGCCAGAUGGAGGAGGAGCGUGUCAUACUGCCCAUGUUUAAGACACUGAAAGAGAAAAUAGAGGUUGGGAAUAAGUGGUGGAACUCCUUAGAAGCGCCGGACUCGGUCUUGUUUCCGUGGGACGUAAAGUCGACUUACAUCCGAUGUCCUUCGUUUUUUGACAAGCUUACCAAAGAGCCCGCUGCCAUCCAGCCUAUUGAGAACGCCCAUGUCCUGCUGUAUCUGGGAGACUGCGUGACGACAGACCACAUUUCCCCCGCCGGCAGCAUCGCCAGGAGCAGCUCGGCGGCCAAGUACUUGACCCACAGAGGCCUUACUCCCCGCGAGUUCAACUCCUACGGAGCCCGGAGGGGCAACGACGCGGUCAUGACCAGAGGCACUUUCGCAAACGUCAAGCUGUUCAAUAAGUUCAUCGGGAAGCCGGCGCCCAAAACAGUUCAUUUUCCGUCGGGCCAGACGCUAGAUGUGUUUGAGGCAGCAGAACUGUACCAGAAGGAAGGCAUCCCACUGAUUAUUUUAGCAGGAAAGAAAUACGGUUCAGGAAAUUCAAGAGACUGGGCUGCCAAAGGACCAUAUUUGCUGGGUGUGAAAGCUGUUUUGGCUGAAAGUUACGAAAAAAUUCACAAAGACCACUUGAUUGGAAUUGGCAUAGCUCCGCUUCAGUUCCUUCCGGGAGAAAACGCAGAUUCCUUGGGCCUCUCUGGCAGAGAGACAUUUUCUUUAAUGUUUCCUGAAGAGCUGUCUCCUGGAGUUACGUUAAAUAUAAAGACCAGCACCGGGAGGGCGUUCCGCGCACGGGCUGCGUUUGAAAAUGACGUGGAGGUGACGCUGUACAAGCACGGGGGGCUGUUAAACUUCGUGGCGAGGAGAUUCUCAUAGCGGCUGCUCAGCGCCGCCCCCUUUCCUGACUGGUGACUGCGAGUGCGAAGCCGUCCGUGCUGGCCCCGCGCGCCCCGGCCUCGCCGCGGGGUCAACGAUUACGAAUCCACCAGGUGACUGAAAUGCAGUCUUUCUGCUUUUAAAUAAUAUAUGAAUGGUGCUAUUAACAUUGCUAAAAUCAGCGUGUGAGGUGUGCUGUGGGAGAGGCUGUACGGACGGGGUAUUUUAUCAGACCAUUUUGUAAAUAAAGGCAGAAUUUGAA